Messenger RNA from Urocitellus parryii (Arctic ground squirrel), 1348 nucleotides. NCBI's taxonomy places the organism in Eukaryota, Metazoa, Chordata, Mammalia, Rodentia, Sciuridae. The record is from RefSeq and is a predicted model, not a curated record.
UUCUCUCUAGAGCGCCUCUCUCGCUCGCCCCUCCUGCGCUCGCUCUUUCUUACCCUCACCUCCUUUUUUCCCCCUUCUCUCCCUUUCUCCUCGUCCUCUCCUAGAGUUGUUGUUGUUGUUGUUGCCCCUCUUGCUUCUACUCCCCCCUUUCCCCCGUCCCCUCCCGGGGGUGUGUGGCAACUUUUCCCCUCUCUUCUCCUCCUUCUGUUUCCCCCCUUAUAUGUGACCAUGGCAGUGCCGGCGGCUUUGAUCCCUCCGACCCAGCUGGUCCCCCCUCAACCCCCGAUCUCCACUUCUGCUUCCUCCUCUGGCACCACCACCUCCACCUCCUCGGCGACCUCGUCUCCGGCUCCGUCCAUAGGACCCUCCGUGUCCUCUGGGCCAACUCUGUUCCGGCCCGAGCCCAUCGCUUCUUCGGCGGCGGCGGCGGCGGCGGCCACAGUCACCUCUCCCGGCGGCGGCGGCGGCAGCGGAGGCGGCAGCGGAGGCAACGGAGGCGGCGGCGGCGGCGGCGGCGGCGGCAGCAACUGCAACCCCAGCCUGGCCGCCGGGAGCAACGGCAGCAGCGGCAGCGGCGGUGGCAGCAUUAGCGCUGGCGGCGGCGGCGCCUCCAGCACCCCCAUCAACGCGAGCACCGGCAGCAGCAGCAGCAGCAGCAGUAGCAGCAGCAGCAGCAGUAGUAGCAGCAGCAGUAGCAGCAGCAGCAGCAGCUGCGGCCCCCUCCCCGGGAAACCCGUGUACUCAACCCCGUCCCCAGUGGAAAACACCCCCCAGAAUAAUGAGUGCAAAAUGGUGGAUCUGAGGGGGGCCAAAGUGGCUUCCUUCACGGUGGAGGGCUGCGAGCUGAUCUGCCUGCCCCAGGCUUUCGACCUGUUCCUGAAGCACUUGGUGGGGGGCUUGCACACGGUCUACACCAAGCUGAAGCGGUUGGAGAUCACGCCGGUGGUGUGCAAUGUGGAACAGGUUCGCAUCCUGAGGGGACUGGGCGCCAUCCAGCCCGGAGUGAACCGCUGCAAACUCAUCUCCAGGAAGGACUUCGAGACUCUCUACAAUGACUGCACCAACGCAAGUUCUAGACCUGGAAGGCCUCCUAAGAGGACUCAAAGUGUCACCUCCCCAGAGAAUUCUCAUAUCAUGCCACAUUCUGUCCCUGGCCUCAUGUCUCCUGGAAUAAUUCCACCAACAGGUCUGACAGCAGCAGCUGCAGCAGCUGCCGCUGCUACCAAUGCAGCUAUUGCCGAAGCAAUGAAGGUGAAAAAAAUCAAAUUAGAAGCUAUGAGCAACUAUCAUGCCAGUAAUAACCAACAUGGAGCAGAUUCUGAAAAUGGGGACAUGAAUUCAAGUGUUG